This is a messenger RNA of Oryctolagus cuniculus (rabbit), 3010 nucleotides long. Lineage: Eukaryota; Metazoa; Chordata; Mammalia; Lagomorpha; Leporidae. The record is from RefSeq and is a predicted model, not a curated record.
AACCACAAGGCUGGCUCAUAUAAGGAGCGUGGGCCAGGCCUGCACGCUCAGCCAUGGCGUCUGCUCAGUGGCUCGGCCUCGUCCUCGCUCUGCUCUCCAGCUUGGCCGCCUCUGGCUUCCCGGGGAGCCCCUUCCGGCUGCUGGGGAAACGGAGCCUUCCAGAAGGGGCUGUCAACGGCAUUGAGAUCUACAGCACCAAAAUCAACUGCAAGGUGACCUCCCGCUUCGCGCACAAUGUCGUCACCACCAGGGCUGUCAACCGCGCAGACACGGCCAAGGAGGUUUCCUUUGACGUGGAGCUGCCCAAGACGGCCUUCAUCACGAACUUCACCUUGACCAUCGACGGUGUGACCUACCCUGGCCACGUGAAGGAGAAGGAGGUUGCCAAGAAGCAAUACGAGAAGGCCGUGUCCCAGGGCAAGACGGCAGGCUUGGUCAAGGCCUCCGGGAGGAAGCUGGAGAAAUUCACCGUCUCCGUGAACGUGGCCGCGGGCAGCAAGGUCACCUUUGAGCUCACCUAUGAGGAGCUGCUGAAGAGACACAAGGGCAAGUACGAGAUGUACCUCAAGGUCCAGCCCAAGCAACUGGUCAAGCACUUUGAGAUCGACGCACACAUCUUUGAGCCCCAGGGCAUCAGCAUGCUGGACGCUGAGGCCUCGUUCAUCACCAAUGACCUCCUGGGCAGCGCCCUCACCAAGUCCUUCUCUGGGAAAAAGGGCCAUGUCUCGUUCAAGCCCAGCUUAGACCAGCAGCGCUCAUGUCCUACCUGCACCGACUCCCUCCUCAAUGGGGACUUCACCAUCACCUACGACGUGAACAGAGAGUCUCCGGCCAACAUACAGAUUGUCAAUGGAUACUUUGUGCACUUCUUUGCACCUCAAGGCCUUCCAGUGGUGCCCAAGAACGUGGUCUUCGUGAUUGACGUCAGUGGCUCCAUGUAUGGGCGGAAACUGGAGCAGACAAAGGAUGCCCUUCUCAAAAUCUUGGAGGACAUGCGGGAGGAGGACCACCUGAAUUUCAUCCUGUUCAGCAGCGACGUGACCACCUGGAAAGAACACUUGGUCCAAGCCACACCCGAGAACCUCCAGGAGGCCAGGGCCUUUGUGAAGAGCAUCCAGGAUCAAGGGAGCACCAACCUCAAUGAUGGGCUGCUGAGAGGGAUCAGCAUGCUGAACACGGCGCGAGAGGAGCACAGGGUGCCCGAGCGGAGCACCUCCAUCGUCAUCAUGCUCACCGACGGGGACGCCAACUCUGGGGAGAGCAGACCCGAGAAAAUCCAAGAGAACGUGCGGAACGCCAUCGGGGGCAAGUUCCCCUUGUAUAACCUGGGCUUCGGCAACAAUCUCAAUUACAACUUCCUGGAGAGCCUGGCCCUGGAGAACGACGGCUUCGCCCGGCGCAUUUACGAGGACUCUGACGCCAACCUGCAGCUGCACGGUUUCUACGAGGAGGUGGCUAACCCGCUGCUGACGAGCGUGGAGAUGGAGUACCCCAAGAACGCCAUCCUGGACCUCACCCAGAACAGCUACCAGCACUUCUACGACGGCUCCGAGAUCGUGGUGGCCGGGCGCCUGGCCGACGAGGACAUGAACAGCUUUAAGGCGGAUGUGAAGGGACACGGGGCCUUGAACGACCUGACCUUCACGGAGGAGGUGGACCUGAAGGAGACGGAGGCGGCCCUGAAGGAACGGGAGUACAUUUUCGGGAACUACAUAGAGCGCCUCUGGGCCUACCUCACCAUCGAGCAGCUGCUGGAGAAACGCAAGAACGCCCGUGGUGAGGAGAAGGAGAACCUCACUGCCCAGGCCCUGGACCUGUCCCUCAAGUAUCAUUUCGUGACCCCUCUGACCUCCAUGGUGGUGACCAAGCCCGAGGACAAUGAGGACCAGACGGCCAUUGCUGACAAGCCUGGGGAAGGUGGGUCCAAAGAGGGAAGCCAGGUGCAGCGGACCCCUCCUGGACCCGGGCCCAGGCUGCGAAGACCCAGGCCUGCUAAACUGCGGCAGCUCCAGGGGCACCGGGAAAACCUGGCCAAGAGCCAGGCAGGUGCCACCUCUCAGACCUCAUUCUCGGCCUACCGGACCAGCUACCAGCCGCCGCUGGGGUCCGCAGCCAGCUACCAGCCGCCGCUGGGAACGCCCUACUACUACGUGGACGGAGACCCCCACUUCAUCAUCCAAGUCCCAGAACAAGACGACGCCAUCUGCUUCAACAUCGACGAAGAGCCGGGCACGGUGCUGCGCCUCAUCCAGGACCCGGCCAUAGGCCUCACCGUGAAUGGGCAGAUCAUCGGCGACAAGAAAAGCAGCCCGGACUCUGCCACCAGGAAGACUUACUUUGGGAAACUGGGCAUUGCCAGCGCUCACAUGGACCUCCGCAUCGAGGUGACCACGGAGAAGAUCAGCCUGUGGAACGAGGUCGGGCGCAGCACCUUCAGCUGGCUGGACACAGUCACGGUCACGCAGGAUGGGUACGGGCCUCCCGGGAGCUCUCCAAGGCUGUCCAUGACCAUCAACAGGAAGAAGAACAUGGUGGUCUCCUUUGGGGAAGGGGUUACCUUUGUGGUCAUCCUGCACCAGGUGUGGAAGAAUCACCCCAUCCACCAGGACUUUCUAGGCUUCUACGUGGUGGACAGCCACCGGAUGUCAGCAUGGACGCAUGGGCUGCUGGGGCAAUUCUUCCACCCCUUCGACUUCAAGGUGUCUGACGUCCACCCAGGCUCUGAGCCCACCAAGCCCGACGCCACGAUGGUGGUGAAGAACCGCCAGCUGACCGUCACCAGGGGCUCUCAGAGAGACUACAGAAUGGAUGCCAGGGCCGGCACCAAGGUCGCCUGCUGGUUCGUCCACAACAACGGGGAAGGGCUCAUUGACGGCGUCCACACGGACUAUAUUGUCCCCAACCUGUUCUAAGUCUACCCAGUGGCCCCAUGGAGGCAGCUGGCCCAGGGGCGCACGGCGGGGUCUAUGGGAGGGGCUGGGAUAAUAAAGCCUACUGUGGACGCCAGGCA